AGCAUGCUUCUGUCCUGCACGUUGACAUUGGAAUUAAGCAACGGUUCCUGACAGCCGGUGUUCAGGGUCAAAAUACGGUUUAUAGUCAUGGGUUCAACCAUGUCUAGUCCUGCGGCCACAGUGAAAGCUGAAGCCGUGAUGGUGGCACCGCAAACGGGUAUGUCCCCACCAGUAGGCUGCCCCAUGCACCAGGAAGCUAAAAAGGUGUCCCCUCCACCUGAGUGUCCCAUGCAUCAAGCUGAGGCCCCUGCUGGUCCUGUGCACCAGGACCGUGCAUAUGAGUUUGUUGAGUGUCCGAUGCGAGCAGGGGAAAACCUGAAGGGACAGUCUGAUAUCGACCCCACUAACAUGAUGCCGCCACCCAAUCAGGUGCCUGCUCCUGAUCAGCCUUUCCUGUUGCCUGUGACCAGACAAGAAUCAACAAUCCCUAGAGCUGGAACAGAUAAAAAGUGGGUCUAUCCCUCAGAGCAGAUGUUCUGGAACGCAAUGCUCAGGAAAGGGUGGCGCUGGAGGGAUGAUGACCUCGCUCCCCAGGACAUGACCAACAUUAUUAAGAUCCAUAACCGGAACAACGAGCAGGCUUGGGAAGAAAUACUCAAAUGGGAAGCCCUCCAUGCACAUGAAUGCCCCUGUGGACCGAGCCUCAAGAGGUUUGGGGGCAAAGCGAAAGAAUAUUCUCCAAGGGCCCGGAUACGACAUUGGAUGGGAUAUGAAUUACCGUUUGAUCGCCAUGACUGGAUCGUCGACCGGUGUGGAAAAGAAGUCCGAUACGUAAUUGACUACUACGAAGGCGACAUUGACAAAAAUACUUACGAGUUUUCCAUCCUGGAUGUGCGUCCAGCCUUUGACUCUCUCAGUGCAGUGUGGGAUAGAGUGAGGGUGGCAUGGUGGCGCUGGACAUCGUAAAUGUUCAAAGAACUUUACAUACCUAACAUGGCUUUCAUCUGUCUAUACUGUGUUGUAAAUAAAUAAAUAAAUAAAAAAACAGAAAACC
Molecule: messenger RNA, 994 nt
Organism: Chanos chanos (milkfish)
Lineage: Eukaryota; Metazoa; Chordata; Actinopteri; Gonorynchiformes; Chanidae
Gene: hccsb
Product: holocytochrome c synthase b
Exons: 7
Coding region: 88-906 (272 amino acids)
Biological process (GO): cytochrome c-heme linkage
Cellular component (GO): mitochondrion
Molecular function (GO): holocytochrome-c synthase activity
Source: RefSeq, a predicted model, not a curated record